UCAGUGAAGUGAAGUGACGUUCACGUAACUCGUAAUUCAUGCAUCGUAAAAUAUUAUUCGUGUUGAGUUGAGUUGUUGCAUAAAGUGUUAGGUUAACAUUCCGUGGUUAUUUUAUUGGUAGAAUUUAUUGUGUGUAUAAUGUUUUUGUGCCAAGACGUGAGUAAUAAUUUUUAUGUGAAAAUUGUUUGUUCUUUCGUAGCCUAGUUCAGAAGUUAAAACUGAACAUUAGUGACCUUACUUUAGGCACAAGUUUACUGUUAGCCUUUAAAUUAUUUACUGAAUUCCGAGUUUUUUAUUUUGGGAUUUUUAAUGAUGGAAACCACAUAUUUGAACUCAGAAAACAUAUCUUUAAUAGAGAAUUUGACAGGUGAGAAAAUUGUAGGGCUUAAAAGAAAGCUUAGAAUUUCAAACAAUAAAACGGAUGGUGAAUCUAGUAGGGACUCAAACGUAUCCUCUUCAUUUUCAACUUGUAUGCCUGUAGACAGUGAUACUUAUAGUGAUUCAGAUUUUGAAGAGCAUCCAUAUUCUGCAAAAAAGAAGAAAUUAUUACCUAAAACUAAGUCAGUCUCUGGCAAUUCAAAAGUAAAUGUGAAUGAGGAUGAACAAAUAAUAGGUGCAUAUAGUUGCAGAAAGGAGAAGAAAAAAACUAAGUGCAUGUCCAAGAAUGCUUUGAUGGCUAGAAUUAAUAGGCAAAAGAAAAAGAAAUACAUUGAAGACCUAGAGACUAAGAAUGCGGAGCUGGAAGGGGAAAAUCAAAUAUUAAAAGACAUGUUAAAUAAAAGUAUUGAAGAAGCUGCCUCUUUAAAGAGACAAGCCAUCAAUUUACAUAAUGUAAUUCGAAACAGUACUGAAAUUGGUUCUCUACUAAAGUGCAUUCACAAAAAUACUGAUUUACAGAUAUCUUCAUCAUUGAUAAAGGAUAUUUCAAGAAAAUCCCUAAGUGCUAUUGGUUCCAAAUUUAACGAACCAAUGUUCUCAACUCCCACAGACAUUCCUGGAAAUGAGGAAGGUAAACAUCUUUUAAACCCACCCAAUAGUUUAAUUAAAACCUCAGUAAUUUGUCCAGAAACAUAUGUCACAAAUAUUGGCUUAAGUGAUGACUCCACCAAUGAUCUAUAUCUCGGCCAAAGUAAUAUGCUGUUGGACAAUGAAAACGUAAAUAGCUUUGAAUCAGAAACCACCAAAAGAUCAUCUAGACCUCUAUCUUAUUCUCAGCCUGACAUUGCUGUAGAUGAUUUGUUUGAUAAUGUGAUCUUGGACAGUGACUUUAGGUGUAAUACUCCUUCUAGAGGUUAUGAAACACAUGAAAAUGAGGGAAAUUUAUUUGAUGAUACAGCUUUGCUUGCAGCUCUUGUGUGGGGGAUGGUGUUGCACAUUCUGCCAGCCCUACAAGCAGAUGUCGUCAGUAAUGAACGUCUUCAACAUCAAUUAUAAAUGCAGAUGGCCAAGUCUUCCCAGAUAUGACUAAAAAGGUAUGUCUGUGUAGCUUACAAAUUCAUCUCAUGUUUAUUUACUUUUAGAGUGCACAUUAAAAGCCAAUUGAGAUCUCUGCUAACUGUUUUAUAUAGUUUUUAUGUAAGUGUUAUCUAUAUUCAAUCUGAUACAAUCCUUAACUUCAACCCCUAACCUAAAUGGGGAAUUAGAGGAUUAAGUUAAAAUUGUUAAAUGUAAACCCGUGUUGAGUGGAUUUUGUAAAAGAACAAAUGCCGCAACCCAGAGGGCUUCUUUAUUACAGUCCAAAAGGGUGGCAUGUCAGUUUUGAUUUAAAAAUAUACUAAAUAAUCAAUACUUUUUGAUUUGUUAACAAACUAUAUGUUUUAGUAACAAAAUAACAUUAAAUUGAAUAAAAUCAUGGUAAUUUGUGACAACGCAUUAUAAUACAUUCAAAAAUAAUAAUGUUUAGACACAUUCGAAAUAUUAUGCUUGGAAAAAUGUGUGGAAAUACCAUUAAUAAUGAGUGUGAUUAGAGAGCUUAUGUCAAAGAACAGGAUCUGAGUAAUCUGAGGGAGAUUUUUGAGAACUCAUUCUAUAGUUACAAAAAUGCUGCUGUAUUCUAUUAGUAACAGUAAUAAAUUUGACUGAUUGACAGUAAUUGAUAAGGAAAUAUUAAUGUCAUCUUCCUCAGACUGUGACAUGACAUAGGUAGGAACUACCAUCUAAAUUUUCUAGUUCACAUUGCAUCAAAACAUUGUUAACACAGUUAAUAUCUUGAAAUUUUGGUCUUGUUAUGGAGAUCCAACCUACCACGAAACAAAUACAACACAAAUACAAUAUAAACAGAUAUUAAACAGAAACUGAUGUCUCAAGUGUUAAUCAUGUUUCAGCUUAGCAUCUAUUGACUCGAUAUGGCUGGCUCUCCAUAGCUAAGCCAUUUAAACCUAAAAACUAAGAUGUCAGUAAUUUCAGUAUAAAGUAUCAGUUAAUAACAUUCAAAUCUUUUGGUUUUUAAACACUUUAUUAAUGGUUAGAUUUGAUAUGAAAGAAAAAGAUUGCAUAUGAAUGCUGUAUACAAGGUUCAUUAAAUAAGUAACCAGACAAAUUACUACUGCUCAAAAACGGUUUAUUCAACGAGUAUAAAACUUUGGUUACUUUUUAACGUAGUCCCCAGCAACACUUAUUACACUUGUCCCAUAUUUCUGCUAAUUUGUAAAUGCCUUUGGCAUAACAUUAUUUAUCUCGAAGUCACUUCUGCACCUGGUUUUUGACCUCUUCAUUGGAUUGAAAAUGUUUCCCUCUAGACCCUCUUUAAUGGGGUCGAAACAGAUUGAAUUCUGAUAGAGUGAGGUCAGGGCUGUAGGGGGAUGUGAAAGGAUCUACCACCCCAGUUUUUGAAGUUUUUCUUUUGUCAACUGUGCCGUAUGUGGACGGACGUUGUCAGGAAGCAAAAUCACCCCUUCAGUCAAGAGCCUGUGGCUUUUUGUUCAGAUAGCAGGUCUUAUCUUGUUUUUCACCAGGUCACUAUAGUACCGGUGGUUGAUUGUUCUUUGGCGUUCAAGAAAAUUGCAAUAAAUUUACCCCUGAAAAUCCCAGAAUACUUGAAGCAUGACUUUACCGGCAGAUGGCUGGGCACUGAAUUCUUUCCCUUCCUGAGUCUAAUCCUUUCACUCAAGGCUCUUAUCUUUUUGACUCUGGCUCAUAGUGGUGGAUCCAUAUUUCAUCACAUGUUACAAUUCUUUUCAAGAAACCUUCUCUUUCAAAGUCGAAUAUAGAUUUUUCAACCUUAAGAAUCCAGAUUUCUUUGUGAGCGUCCAUAAGUUGUCUGGGCACCCAUCUCGCAAAGAUUUUCUUGUCCUACAGCUUGUUAUGAUUAAAUUUUAUGGACAGUUCCAACACUCGUGUUUAUUUUUACACUUAUCAGUACAACAGUGAUAAACCUAUUGUUCCGAAUUAACGUGUCAAUCCGAGAUUCAAGAGAGGAAGUCCCAACUUCAGCCAGUCUUCCACUGUGUUACUUAUCAGAAACUUGUGUACGGCCACUUUGAAACUGUUAUACCUAUUUGUAAUUGUUCAAUCGGUCCAAUCAAUUGUUGUCAUCUGAUAAACAUUCUUUUGUCGAUUUUACAACCUUGCUCACCUUCCGCAACUAAAAAUCUGAUCACGGCAUGUUGUUUUUGGUGAAAUUCUCGAGUGGACUCACCAUUGUUAGGCUGUCAACUUUAUGUCCUGAAAGUUUCAUAUGAAUUAAUUCAGCUGUUUUUGAGCAGUAGGAAGUUUUGUCUCAUUACUUAUUGAAUGAUCCUCUUAGUUUCUUGAGACUUUACGCGAUGCACAACUAUUGUGUUGUACUAUUCAAGAAUUUUUAUACAUAUUUAAUUGUUUCAUGUGAAUUCUCAAAACACCACAAUGUUAAAUAUAAAUUAUGAAGUUAAUUUUUAUUACGAUACAAGAUAAAGUAUUUUUUGUUUCAAAUUCCUUUAAUUUGUUUUAAAUGCGCUUACAUGUCACAAAAUCUCAACAAUAUGUUUUCAUUUGGCUGCCACAUUAAAAGAGAAAGUGAUGAGUUAACUUUCUCUUCAUCUGAUUGUUUUGAAUGUGUAACACAUUUAAAGUAGUAAGGUAUGUGAUAACAUGAUUUUAAAAUUAAAUUAUUGUUUACUUCUAUUCUUUAAUUAUUCCUCCUAAAUAUACAAAAAUAAUAAAGAUACAAAGUCAAUUAAGAAAAUUAUAAAGAUUUUGCAAAAAUCUCUACAUUUUACUUCAAAUUUGUUAGCAUUAAAAGGUUUAAGCAGUUUUCCUCUAAAUCAAACUUUAAAUAUUCUAAUCAAAUAUAACCAUAUAUUCAAAACGGACCUUCGUUCUGUACCCAACAAUGUCAUAAGUAAAGAUAUUAUUUGCAUGUGUAUAAAAAUAUAUACGUAAACUAAAUUUUAUUUUUUGUCUGUAUUUAUACAUAAACUUGAAUAUAUAAUUCAUUUUUCCUCAUAUUAUUAUCAUAAAUAUAACUAAUUUCAUUAUUCAAAAAAAUGAUUACUAAAACAUAAGGAAUAUGGACGAAAUAUAAAAAUUGUCAUUUAUGUAAAUAUUAUUCCAAUAUAUAACAUUUCAAUCAUUAUCGAUAAUAAUACUAUAAUUAUUAUGAACAUUAAUAUCUAAUUACAGUAAAAUAUUUACGAACAAAAGAAUAAAAAAGAAAUCAAAAGCUAUCACUGUACUAUUGAAUACUAAUUCUUUGUUUUAUUUAUAGUAUAAUAAUUUGUAAUUACGUUUUGUAUGUAUUAUGUAAAAUAUAUGAAUAAAUAAUGUAGUUCGAUGUUUUUAACUGAUAAACUAAUAAUUGUACUUGUUGUAUUAUAUUUAAUACACUUUAGUUGAAUAAAAUAAAGUAAAAUGAAGUAAUACGUAUUACAGUAUCAAAUUUCUCAAAAUACAAUAAAACUAACCUUGUUGUUGUUAUUUCACUUUAAAGUAAAAUAUAGUCACCAGCAAGCGAAUAAGCAAAUAUUGUUCCUCUAAGGUAAAUAUUGGAAUGGAACGUCAUCUGCAGUCAUUAAUACCAAUAAGCUUGGCCAAUAUGUAUAAAAUAUGUAGUGUCUAUGAUGUACACGCUAAAGUAAUAAAAUGGUUAAAAUCUGUGCCUUAAAUACAUUUUUCUACUUUUAAAGUAUUGAAGCCGGUGGUUGUAAAACAUCCUGACAACCUUAAGCAAAAGUAUGAUGUAUGUAUACAAAUAUUUUCCAAUGAGUGUUUCAGAAUAAAUUCCAAAAAUAAAUUAUGUUUUAUACUUAUUCUUCAAAUGAAUUGAUUAUGAAAAUGUAUGGUAUGUAUACACAUAUAGAUAUCAUUUAUUAAAUAAAAUUUGUCUUAAUUAAUUAAAAUAUAGAAAAAAUAUCAAUUUUGAUCCUUUGAUGAGAUUGCUAAUAAUUCAUAGAAAUUUAAUCCUCUAAAACAUUGAAAAUGUGAUUUGAAAUUAACAUGUAUGUCUGUUUCAGAUUAAAAUUACUUUAGUGACUGGGCCCAGCUUUGUGCAGCGUAUACAUUGAACCUGUGUUUUUUUCUUCAUUUACGUGAUAAUAAGGGUGUUACUUUUUCUCUUUUGAUUUUUGUAAAUUGCCAAACCAACAAAAUUAUUUAAAAUAUCCUGAGAUUUCAAUUUUUCAUACUGAUUUAGUUCAGUUUGCACCAAUUAUACUAAAACAUUUAAACUAA
This is a messenger RNA of Homalodisca vitripennis (glassy-winged sharpshooter), 5646 nucleotides long. RefSeq lists its product as uncharacterized. Gene Ontology annotation, molecular function: DNA-binding transcription factor activity. The record is from RefSeq and is a predicted model, not a curated record. The coding region runs from base 310 to 1434 and encodes 374 amino acids. Gene Ontology annotation, biological process: regulation of DNA-templated transcription. The transcript has 4 exons. NCBI's taxonomy places the organism in Eukaryota, Metazoa, Arthropoda, Insecta, Hemiptera, Cicadellidae.